CACUUUUGUGUUUCGUGCACACUCUAUCUCACAUACACACACUGAUAUUAUACUAUAUAGAUAGAUAUACAUAUGUGUUUGUAAGUUCCUUUUGGUUGAUAUAAAAGAAGAGGAGAAGAAGAAAAAGAAAGCACAGCACCAAAAAACCUUCUCACAGCUAAAAUCAUUUCAAGACAAAUUUAGCGCACAAAAAAAAAUCACUUCAAGACAAUGAAGCUAAUUAGUAUCACCUUCUUGCUUUGUGCAUUGGUUUUGUUAUUGCUUCUAACUCCAACAUCUUCUCUACAAGUCCACCCUCGCUACUCAUCUCCUAGCCAAGCAGGUGAAAGCGAAAAGAUUUUUAUUAAAAUGGCGCCAAGGAAACUCAUGAUCAUCUCUAGUGAACAUGUAAAUGUGAUGAAGCCAGGUGCUCCUGAAGGUUCAAGCGAACAACUUCAAGUCACUUCUUCCUCUGGAAAAUCUAAGAGUGAAGAGAAGAAAAUAGGUGAAAAGGAAGAGGAGAAUGCUCUAUCGAAAUAUCUAUCAAUGGAUUAUUCAAAAUUUAGAAGAAGACGGCCAGUUCACAACCUCUAAGUCCAAUUGCAUUUUUCAAUACAACUUUUAAUUUCAGCUAGAUUAAUCAAUUAAUUAAUUAAGAUAGUGUAGGAUAGUUUAGUAGUUGGUAUAACAUACUAGUUAGUUUCUUUGGGAAUAUUAAGGAACAAGUUUUAGGGAGAUUGUUGUAACGGAAUUGUUCGUGUUUAUUCUUUCUCUUCAUAGAUUUACUUUUAGUUAA
Messenger RNA from Brassica oleracea var. oleracea, 775 nucleotides. Its product is annotated as probable root meristem growth factor 8. NCBI's taxonomy places the organism in Eukaryota, Viridiplantae, Streptophyta, Magnoliopsida, Brassicales, Brassicaceae. Bases 211 to 573 code for a protein of 120 amino acids. The record is from RefSeq and is a predicted model, not a curated record. The transcript is spliced from 4 exons.